This is a messenger RNA of Thunnus maccoyii (southern bluefin tuna), 1748 nucleotides long. RefSeq names its product von Willebrand factor C domain-containing protein 2-like. Gene Ontology annotation, biological process: negative regulation of BMP signaling pathway. Gene Ontology annotation, cellular component: AMPA glutamate receptor complex. The coding region runs from base 257 to 1012 and encodes 251 amino acids. The record is from RefSeq and is a predicted model, not a curated record. Gene Ontology annotation, molecular function: protein binding. The transcript has 3 exons. Lineage: Eukaryota; Metazoa; Chordata; Actinopteri; Scombriformes; Scombridae.
CAUGGUUUUCAUUGGACAGACUAAAAGCAGACACUAUGGGUGACACCUGGCUGAGGUCAUGUGGGGAUCAAUGAACUCCUGAGCUGCGUUUCGGCGACAUUCCGGAUUGACGCGCACGCAUCGGCGUCACCGUCCGGCGCCCCUGACGGCGGGAGGAAAAGCUCACCGGAGCGCAGCGGCGCAGCAGCAGACAGAUGGUCAGUGUCGGUGUCUAUGUCGGUGAGCGUAACCUAACCUGUAAACUAACCUAUUCACCAUGAGCCACCGGCACCGCGCGCUCAGCUGCCUCCUCGCCGCGCUGCUGCUGCUGCACGGUCCGCGGCGCGUCGCGGAGCUCGCGGUGGCGGCGGAGUACUCUACCAAAACCGACUUGGACUACGAGUUUGGCGACUACCGGGGGAAGUGGUGCAUCGACGACCACGGUUUUGUUUACGGCAUCGGAGAGGUCUAUUACCCGAGCCGCACGGCUUGUCCGUGCACUUGCACCGUGGACGGUCCAGUGUGCGUCCGACCCAAGUGUCGCCGCAUCCAUCCCCAGUGCACGCGGAUCAGGUAUAAGGCAUGCUGUCCGGUGUGCGAGGCUAUGUCCAGGGUCUGUGUCUACAGGGGCAAAACGUACCGACUCCUAGAGGAGUUCAGGUUGUCAAGGUGUGAGCGAUGUCGCUGUGAGGCCAACAGAGAGGUGUAUUGCACCAUUUCAGAUUGCCCUGCCCCUCACUGUGUCAACCCCACCUACGAACCCAACCACUGCUGCCCCGUCUGUAAGGCUGGUCCCAACUGCUUUGCUGGGAACAGGAUUAUCCCAGCCGGGGAGCGUGUGAACAUGGAUGAGCGGACAGUAUGCUACUGCACCUACCGGGACGGGACGUGGCACACCCACCCCCAGGCUACCUGCGAGCAACGCCCCCAGCCCAGCACGACACCCAGCGCCCGCACCGAUACCCCUGGGGAUGAGGACACCAGGGGGAGAGGGGGGAGGGCAUUUAUUCCCAGACUGGAUGUGAUACCGUGAAGUUUUCGUUAAAUAAAUGUCUUAUAGAUGGCAGAGCUGCUCUACAGGUACAAACAAACUCUAACUGUAUCUAUUAGUAUCAGGAGAGAUAAACUGGGCUUCAAUACCAUUACUCAAACUGCACAUUUAGGUUUUACACAACCAUUGAGAAUAUUUCAGUGGAGGUCUGUGUAAAACAAAUGUGGAGGUCAAACUGAUAAUCUGCAGUUGGGGUCAAGGUUAAGAAGGAACUGUUGGGUGAAACUGGCAACACCCUUAGGGAAAAAAAUACUUCAGACACCUUCAGACACUUGUUAUUUUUUUAUGGAUUCUUAAUAUUUUCAGUUUUAUUGUAGGUUCAGGUUCCUGGCUAUCAUUUGUAGCCACACUAGCAUGAUGGCUGUAAUGAUGGCAGUGUCAGUCUGUCGGUGCACCACUGGUCCAGACUGAAAUAUCUAAACACCUGUUGGAUGGAUUGCCAUGAAUGUUUGUACACAUAUUCAUGAUCAAGAGAGGAUUAAGUCUACUGACUUUGAUGAUCCCUUGACUUUUCCCCUAGUGCCACCAGUAGGUUUACAUUUUUGUUUUUUAGUUACAUGUUGACAACUGUUGGAUGGGUUGUCAUGAAUUUUGGUACAGACACUCAUGUCCCCAUCAGGAUGAACUAAUAAUAACUAGUAAUAACUUUAGCAACACCGUCACUUUUCAUCUAGUGCCAGCAUCAGGUCAAAUUUUUAAAUCGUCAUUUAUGAUCAAA